UUCCCAUCAUCAACUCUCACAGCAACAAUGCCUUUCGCACAACUGGUAAUCGGUCCGCCUGGUGCGGGCAAGUCGACAUACUGCGAUGGCAUGCACCAGUUCCUUACAGCCGUCGGUCGCAAAUGCGCCGUCGUCAACCUCGAUCCCGCCAACGACAAGACCUCAUAUCCAUGCGCCCUGGACAUUCGCGACCUGGUCUCACUAGAAGAAGUCAUGGAACAGGAAGAGCUAGGCCCUAAUGGCGGUGUCAUGUAUGCGCUCGAGGAGCUGCAGGAGAACUUUGAGUGGCUCGACGAAGGCUUGAAAGAACUCAGCGACUCGUAUAUUCUCUUCGACUGCCCUGGCCAAGUCGAGCUAUUUACACAUCACAAUACAAUGCCCAACUUGUUCCACCGUCUUGAAAAGAUUGGCUUCAGACUAAUCGUUGUACAUCUGCUCGACUCCCUCACCCUUUCACGCCCUACCCUCUAUAUCUCAUCGCUACUGUUAUGUCUGCGUAGCAUGCUACAUCUACCCUUUCCGCUCGUCAACGUCUUGACCAAAAUCGACAAUCUCGCAAAGAACUCCGAACCACUACCCUUCAACCUCGACUACUAUACCGAAGUCCAGGAUCUAGACUACAUGUUGCCUUACCUCGAGGCCGAACAGAACAACACGACAGUACAAAACAUGGAUCAUCGCGCCGGAGGACAAGACUUUCCAAAACUGCCAGAGUCAAAGUUCACUGCACUCAACGAAGCUUUGAUCCAACUCAUUGGCGACUUUGGUCUCGUGGCUUUUGAGACUCUCGCUAUCGAAGAUAAAGUCUCAAUGACAAACCUGCUUCACGCCGUUGACAGGGCCAGCGGUUACGUUUUUGGCACAGACAAGGGCACAAACGACUCGGUCUGGCAGGUCGCCAUGCAAGAAGUCUGGGGAGGCAAGAUCGAUGUCCGAGAUGUCCAGGAACGCUGGAUCGACAGGCGCGAUGAGUUUGACGAAAUGGAGAGAAAGCAGAUGGAAGAUCAGAAGGCUGAAGAAGCGCGCCAGGCAGGCCAACCUGAGGUACGGCGUGUUCCAGAACAAGAGCCAUCGAAACGAGAAGACUCGCAAAAACCUGGCGGCGACGACGAAGACCUGGAAGCCAUGCAGGCUGCCUUCCUCAAGGAACAGGCGAAGAAGAAUGACAAUGGUAUAAAGACUAUCAGGAAAGACUAGGAAAUCUGGUCUGUAAUUUCAUAAUAGAGGCUGUGGUUAUUUACACGAAUGAAACACGAAAUCAUGACAAGUACAAAAAC
Aureobasidium pullulans EXF-150 is the source of this 1277-nucleotide messenger RNA. Its product is annotated as putative ATP binding protein. The record is from RefSeq and is a predicted model, not a curated record. Gene Ontology annotation, cellular component: cytoplasm. NCBI's taxonomy places the organism in Eukaryota, Fungi, Ascomycota, Dothideomycetes, Dothideales, Saccotheciaceae. The coding region runs from base 28 to 1197 and encodes 389 amino acids. Gene Ontology annotation, molecular function: GTPase activity. The transcript is spliced from 2 exons.